CUCCGCCCCUCUUUCCUUCCAUGCAGCCACGGAAGUUCGGAGCGGUGGACGGGCCCGCCAAAGGUGUAGCCAUGGCCGGUGUGCUCUCCUACGAGAGCUUGGUGCAUGCCGUGGCUGGAGCUGUGGGUAGCGUGACUGCAAUGACUGUUUUUUAUCCUCUGGAUACAGCUAGAUUAAGACUUCAAGUUGAUGAAAAACGCAAAUCUAAAAGAACGCACACAGUGCUGUUGGAGAUAAUAAAAGAAGAAGGCCUACUUGCACCAUAUCGAGGGUGGUUCCCUGUUAUCUCCAGCCUUUGUUGUUCCAACUUCGUUUAUUUCUAUACAUUUAACAGUUUAAAGACUCUGUGGGUCAAAGGUCAUCAUUCAACCACUGGAAAAGACUUGGUUCUUGGGGUGGUUGCAGGUAUAGUGAAUGUUUUGUUAACUACUCCCCUCUGGGUAGUGAACACCCGUCUGAAACUCCAGGGGGCAAAAUUUAGAAAUGAAGACAUUGUACCAACCAACUACAACGGCAUUAUAGAUGCCUUUAAUCAGAUAAUAAAAGACGAAGGAAUCCUGGCUUUGUGGAAUGGUACUUUUCCCUCUCUGCUGUUAGUGUUCAAUCCUGCAAUACAAUUCAUGUUCUAUGAAGGGCUUAAGCGGAACAUUUUGAAGACACAACUGCAGCUUUCCUCAUUGGAUGCAUUUGUCAUUGGAGCAAUAGCCAAAGCAAUUGCCACUACCCUCACUUACCCUCUGCAGACAGUACAGUCAAUUUUACGGUUUGGACGUCACCGACUGAAUCCUGAAAACAAAAGACUCGGUAGUCUUAAAAAUGUUCUCUAUCUUCUUCGACAGAGAAUAAAGCGCUUUGGAUUAGCAGGACUCUAUAAAGGGCUUGAAGCAAAGCUGCUCCAAACAGUCCUCACUGCUGCACUGAUGUUUCUAGUCUAUGAAAAACUUAUUGCUGCUACUUUCACAGUCAUGGGAUUAAAGCGUUCACUGAAGAACUGAAGUAUGGGCUUCUAGAGCACAUUAACUUUAGGAAAAGAAAAUUGCUUCUGAGGAACAAAGAAGGCACAAUCUGAGGAAUGGCUGCAUGCCAGAGAAGGUUUCAUCUCAAAGGCUACAAUAUUAUUUCCCCAUGUUCUUAUUCUAAAUGAAUGCUUCAGAAUGUGUCUGAAAUGAAGCCUGAAGUGUAUUCUGGAAGUAUCUGUUACCAGUCACAGUAGGAUUAUUUGAUCAUCUUGGAGUUUGGGAUUUAGGAAGUAAAAUGAAAAUGACCAUUAUACUGCUUCAAUGAGUUCGGUUUCUCUCUAUAUGGCAAUGUGGGUAUUUCUUGUUGCAUUUAUUUUUUCUUGCAUUUUAAAGUACCAUUCCAUCAAUCAUUUUCCAUUUGCUGUCAGAUUGUAUUUCAGGGAUUUGAUAUUGUGUAACCUUCUUCAUAAUUGGCCCAUUAAAAGACUUCACAGAGAA
Molecule: messenger RNA, 1457 nt
Organism: Elgaria multicarinata webbii
Lineage: Eukaryota; Metazoa; Chordata; Lepidosauria; Squamata; Anguidae
Gene: SLC25A17
Product: solute carrier family 25 member 17
Exons: 9
Coding region: 21-995 (324 amino acids)
Biological process (GO): transmembrane transport
Cellular component (GO): peroxisomal membrane
Molecular function (GO): AMP transmembrane transporter activity; FMN transmembrane transporter activity; NAD transmembrane transporter activity
Source: RefSeq, a predicted model, not a curated record